AUGCCCGGAAGACAAUCUCACGGGCGGCCGUUGCUGUCCUCGAAGCCGGCGCAAAAAAACUUUCGCAAGUCGAAAUCCAAGGCCCAAGCUAAGGCGCUCGACGCCUUCACCAUCGCCUCGGAGCAGUACCCGACCAAGGAGAAGCGCACACCACGGUUCCGUGAGAUCGAGGCGGCACCCGACACUGGGAAAAAGCACAGCCGCGCGAACGAUGAGGAGGACGACGACGAAGACGAGGACGAGGACGACCAGCCCAGGCGGAAGAAGGCCAGGCCCUCUUCAGGGGCCGGCGGCGACUCGGACGAGUAUGGCAGCGACAGCGAGGGAAACGAAUGGCACUAUGGUGUCAACGAGGACGAAGACUCGGAACUCGACAGUGACGAGGCGUUUGGUGAGAGUGACCAGGAGGAUUUCCAGGGCUACUCCAUCGGAGGCAGCAAGGCGGCCAAGGGAAAGGAGAACGACUCAGAAGAUGAGGAAGAAGACGACGACGAGUCUCUCGGCGAUGAUGCGAUAGACUUGGCACAAGCCCUGGACGAGUACGAAUCCGACGAGUCCAUGGCCGGCCAAGACGACGAAGAUGAUUCGGACGACUCGGAUGCCGAGGCUGAGAGUCCGCCGUCCUCAGACGACGAUGACGACGAAGAGCUGGAAGCCGACCCCUCAAAGCUCGGCGAGCUGCAAAAGUUCAUCGCCGGCUUCGGCGGCGAAGACGACAAGGACGCGGCACCCACAAAGCAGAAGCAAAAGAUCAACCUCAAGGACCUCGGCCUCGCGGGCGUCAAGGAUGCGCAGAUGCGCAAGUCGGUCAAGCUCAUGGCGAAGGAGGAGAAGGAAACGUCACGCCCCGGCGCGGGCAAGAAACUCGAGGUGCCGCUGUCGCGCCGACAGCAGGACAAGCUCCAACGCGCCGCGGCGUACGACAAGGCGAACGAGACGCUCACCCGCUGGCAGGAGACAGUUAAGCACAACCGUCGCGCCGAGCAUCUCGUCUUCCCGCUACCGCAGAAUGCCGCCGACGAGGGCCUUGACAACCGCGAGCUGCAGGCCAUCACGGCCAAGAAUUCAGCGUCGGAGCUCGAGCAAACGAUCCUUGGCAUCAUGCAACAGUCCGGGCUCGCGAUGAACAAGGAAGAAGAGAAUAAGAGGAAGAAGGCUGAGGCCGAGGAGGGACUCUCGCAGGAGGCGCUUAAGGACCUCGUCAACCAGCGCCGCCGCGAGCGCGAGCUCAGCUCGCGCGAGGCCAAGCGCGCGAAGCGCAUCAAGAAGAUCAAAUCCAAGGCGUACCACCGUGUGCACCGCAAGGAGAAAGAGCGCGAGGAGAUGAAGCUUCAUGAGGCCAUGGCGGAGAACGGCGAGAUCGACUCCGAGGCGGAGCGCGACGCGCAGGACCGCGCGAGGGCCCUCGAGCGCGUUGGCGCCCGGCACAGGGACUCCAAGUGGGCCAAGCUCGGCGCCGGCAACAAGCGCGCUGUGUGGGAUGACGAUUACCGUGCUGGCCUACACGACAUGGCUCGCCGCGAGGAGGAGCUCCGGAAGCGCAAGGAAGGCCGCGCGGGCGGCGACGAGGACUCUGACCGGUCCGCGGACGACAGUGACAGCGGCGGGUCAGACGAAGAGGGCGGCGAGCAGCGCAAGCUGCUGAAGAAGCUCAACCGCCUCGAGCAGGAGGAGGACGACGGGCCCGCGUCCGGCUUGAUGCAGAUGAAGUUCAUGAAAAAGGCCGAGGCGGCGCAGAAGAAGGCCAACGACGAGCUCAUUGCGCAGAUCCGCCGGGACCUCGAUUCAGACGCCGGAGAGGCCGACUCAGACGCCGAGGUCACCGAGGUCGGCCGCAAAAAGUUCGGCAGCGCCGCGCAGCCCGCCAUCUCGGUGCCCGCCCUGUUGGCCGGGAAGAAACAAAGGAAGGCGGCCGCGCGGGCCGACGACGAUGACGGCAACGACGUCCCUGACAACAGCGUCGUCAACACAGGCUUCUCCCUCACCGCGGAGCCCUCGAUGACGGGAUCCGCGUGGUCCUCGGGCCCGCGCAAGAAGUCUGCUAAGACGGGCGGCAAGGGCAGCGGUGCGCGGGUCGAGGACCUCGACAACUCCCUUGCCAUGACGGCCUCGUCGGGCAAACCCCAACCCUCUAAGCCUAAAUCUUCCGCCGUGUCAAGGACGUCAACAGGAGGAACUCUCGCUGACGAAGACUCCGACGGCGACUCGGACCCCUCCCCGGACGUCCACCUCCCCCUCGCGAUCCGCGACGUCGCAGCCAUGGACAAGGCCUUCGCGGGCGACGACGUCGUCAUCGACUUCGCGCGCGAAAAGGCCGACGUCGAGGCCGAAGAUGACGACAAGAUCGUCGACAACACCCUGCCCGGUUGGGGCGGCUGGGUUGGUGACGGCGUGAGUAGCCGCGAGAAGAAACGACAGCAGGGCCGGUUCGUAACAAAGGUCGAGGGCGUCAAGAAGGCGGACCGCAAGGACGCCAAGCUGGACAAGGUCAUCAUCAGCGAGAAGCGCGUCAAGAAAAACGACAAAUACCUCGCCACACAGCUUCCUCAUCCCUUCGAGUCCAAGGCGCAGUACGAGCGCUCGCUGCGUCUGCCCCUCGGUCCGGAAUGGGUCACCAAGGAAUCUCACCAGGAGGCAACCAAGCCACGCAUUCUCAAGAAGCAGGGUAUCAUUGCGCCCAUGUCAAGGCCGACCAUGUAA
Colletotrichum higginsianum IMI 349063 is the source of this 2700-nucleotide messenger RNA. RefSeq names its product Small nucleolar ribonucleoprotein complex subunit utp14. Lineage: Eukaryota; Fungi; Ascomycota; Sordariomycetes; Glomerellales; Glomerellaceae. Bases 1 to 2700 code for a protein of 899 amino acids. Gene Ontology annotation, cellular component: nucleolus; small-subunit processome. The transcript has 3 exons. Gene Ontology annotation, biological process: rRNA processing. The record is from RefSeq and is a predicted model, not a curated record.